AUGCUUUGAGAAACAUUUUCCUUUUCACCAAGUGGAUGUAAGAGUCAUGGCUAAAAGCAGAUUUUAAACAGAUAUUAGAUGACUGAACCUUCUGAUUCAUAUCUUCUGCUCUCCAGUGGAUGGAAAGUGUUCGUCCUGGGUGAGCUGGGGAGCCUGCAGUGUUUCCUGUGGAGGUGGGACCAGACAGAGGACACAUCUCUGUGCCAGCCCCACACCUCAGCAUGGUGGCAGGCAGUGUGAGGGCAACGAUGUGCAUAUUGACUUCUGUAACAGUGAGUUAUUUUUAUUAUUUAUCUUUUAUUCAGUCUUGUUACUUUUAUAUCACAGAUGUCCUGUAUAUCUCAUCCCGUGUUUUAUAUCCAUUUCUUUUCUUCUAACCGUUUUUUUUUUUUUUUUUUUUUAACCACUUUAUCUCAGUCAAUGGUAACUGGGGUCCAUGGAGCAGCUGGGGCAGCUGCAGCAAGACAUGUAAUGGAGGUCAGAUGAGGCGCUACAGGACCUGUGACAACCCCAGACCUGCCAAUGGUGGGAGAGCUUGUGCAGGUGCUGAUACACAGCUACAGAAAUGCAGCACAGUCAGCUGCCCCGUUGAUGGUAACUGGGCUUCAUGGCAGCCUUGGGGAGAAUGUUCUGCUUCCUGUGGAGGCGGUGAGAGGACACAUGUUCGGCUCUGCAAUAGUCCAUCUCCCAGUAACGGUGGCCGGCCGUGUCCAGGAGACUCCACCCAGCUGUCCAGGUGUAACACGCAGGCCUGCCCAGGUGGGCCCCAGAAGGCUCGAGGAAACAUUAUAGGGAACAUCAAUGAUGUUGAGUUUGGCAUCGCCAUCCUUAAUGUCACCAUCACAGAUAGCAAGUCUGGCAGCAAAAUCAUCAAAGCCACAAUUUCUAAUGUAUCGAGGACAUUAGGUCAGUCUUCCAACGGUUUCAUACCACACUGCAUUAUAAAGUAAGUUGUCCUCUUGAAAUUUCUUAGUGUGACUAAAUUUAAGGCCUUUAAAUUCAAGGGCCUGCAAUGAGGAAGCUCAUCUCCAUCCUGAACCCCAUCUACUGGACCACUGCACAGGAAAUAGGGGAGGCUUUUAGUUACAACUUGCCUCCAAUGUCUAGCCUUGAGCUGGGUUGUGACACUGUCUAUCUAUUAUCUGUCUAUUGCUUCGGGUAUAUGAGACAGAUCUAGCACUGGUCUCUUCUUAGCCGGCUGUUUUGGCACCACUGUUUGCAGCAACCUCCUCACUAGGUCCAGGCGUCCUGUCCUGAUCAGAGCCCUGGAUAACUCCGGGACAUCCGCCACGUGUGGCCUGUAAAGGUACUUCAGCUCAGCCUUCACUACGUCCUGAGGAUACCUCUCCUCUGCCUUGUCUAACCACAGCUUCAGCUGGACAGUCAAGAAGAUGGACAACAAUAAUGCUAGACACGCCACAAAGCUUAUCGUCAAAGUAACACGCGGUAUUAGUGUUUGACAGGUUAGCAACCCAAUAAGCACGAAAGGAUAUAUUAAGCAAAAAACAUAAAUAGGUCUUCUAAUUUUCACUGUUCUCGGAUCCAAACCACUUGGUUUGAUCUGUAAGCAGGUGGGCAUGUGUAAAUCCUGCUCACAGAACUGUAUGUGACAGUAAAAUUAGAUUCAACCACACUUCUGGUGUAGGUUUAAGGUUUCAGGUCCAUGGCUUGCUGACUAUUUAGCAGAAAACUCUCAAAUCUUCUAUGACACUCUGGAAGGCCUGAAGAAAACUCCUGUGUUUCUCUUUAUAUCUCUGCUCUACUGUAUUCCAAGUCAAAAAGGCUCCAACUCAAAAAACUGAUCUGAGGGUCUCAUUUAAAUUAGAUUUAUGCUUUAAGUGAACCUAUGAACAUUACUGACCACAGAGUAAAGCUGUCAUGAAAUUAGUUUACUGUUCCAUUGUAAUACAGCUGUCCAAUCACUUCAAUAAAAUUUCACUGAAAGCUGUCUCAUCCAUGACAAAUGAACAUCAAAUCCAUCAGUUUCAUGGAGCUAAUACAUAAGGCAGCAGCUUAUUUAAGGCACUGAUGUUAGCUCGUGGGCAAUUUUUACCAACAUAACUAGCAGGUUACACAGAAUAUAUUACAAUCUGACAAACACUCUAGUAUACAGAACAUGUAGGUCUCCUAUUAUUGUCAACUUAGAACAAACAGUCUGUUAGACAGCUAACACAAUUAGCACGAGUGAACGUAGAUUACCCGUUAGCCGUUUGGCUAACGUUGUCAAUUCAGUUAACAAUACCACAGUUUAGCAUAACGGCUAGCUGCCUUUUGCUUGAAGUUAACUCACCAGCGCCAAGUGUCACCUAUUAGCGGAGAAAACAGCGUCAAGUCUCUCUAGACUCAGGUGGAAAACAGCAGUAGUUCAGGUCCUCUGCAGCUCCACCAUCACAAACUCAACAACGUUUCACUGAUGGAGUCUCAGCUCUGCUUCUCUGACCGUCAACCAACGCUAAGAUCGACACAGUCUGGGGCGGGACAAACACCGUUAUUGGUUACUGAAGUAAAACAACUGCAUGCACAACUGGCAACAAUCGUCGAACGUGAUGUCACAAUCAAUCAAAGCGCAGAUGUUGUGACAUCACUGAUGAUGCACUCACUAAAAGACUACAAAUUCGGAAGACUUCAAGUAAUACGAUCAGAAACAAGCUUGGCGAUUUCCUGAAGACACACAAGCUUGGCGAUUUCCUGAAGAC
This is a messenger RNA of Amphiprion ocellaris (clown anemonefish), 2696 nucleotides long. RefSeq names its product hemicentin-1-like. The coding region runs from base 483 to 950 and encodes 155 amino acids. The record is from RefSeq and is a predicted model, not a curated record. The transcript has 3 exons. NCBI's taxonomy places the organism in Eukaryota, Metazoa, Chordata, Actinopteri, Pomacentridae.